UAUUGUUUUUUUUCCCUUUCUUUCAUCUAGAUAAAGAAGAGGCAACAAGAUGUGGUGAGGUUUCUGGAAGCCAAUCGCAUAGAGUUUGAAGAAGUGGAUAUCACAAUGUCGGAGGAGAAAAGGCAAUGGAUGUAUAAAAAUAUUCCUGAGGACAGGCAGCCCGCGCAAGGCAAUCCACUGCCACCACAGAUAUUCAGUGAUGAUCGGUACUGUGGAGAUUAUGAUGGCUUUUUUGAAUCAAAGGAGAGCAACACUGUCUUCUCCUUUCUUGGACUGAAACCUACUUUGGCAUCAAAGGAGUCAGAACCCUAGAAAGUCUAUCUGAAGUAUCCACAAGCACAUCUCCUGGAUGAGUGACCCUAUUCUUCAGCACACAACAGCUUCCCUAAUGGAUCACUGUGACAGAGCAAACAUGCAUCACUAGUAGUAGUCUGCUUGCCAUGAGACAGUGCUCUCCAAUAAUAUGGAGUUAAUAACACAUAUAUGAAACAGGAUUAAGGACGGGCUACUCAUCUUCCUUUUUAAAAAUACUCAUUGUUGAUGUUUCACUUUUGUCUUUGGAUUGCUUUUGCAACUGUCACUGAUAUUCUAACAGACACGGAUGUUUGAGACGAGGGAGUGGAAGUGAAGGGCUUCUAUUGUU
Phaethon lepturus (White-tailed tropicbird) is the source of this 643-nucleotide messenger RNA. It is a transcript of the gene SH3BGRL2, whose product is annotated as SH3 domain binding glutamate-rich protein like 2. The annotation marks the transcript as partial. The record is from RefSeq and is a predicted model, not a curated record. The transcript is spliced from 3 exons. NCBI's taxonomy places the organism in Eukaryota, Metazoa, Chordata, Aves, Phaethontiformes, Phaethontidae. Gene Ontology annotation, cellular component: cytoplasm.